Messenger RNA from Thrips palmi, 2207 nucleotides. RefSeq names its product cell division cycle protein 20 homolog (gene fzy). Gene Ontology annotation, biological process: positive regulation of ubiquitin protein ligase activity; positive regulation of anaphase-promoting complex-dependent catabolic process; anaphase-promoting complex-dependent catabolic process. Lineage: Eukaryota; Metazoa; Arthropoda; Insecta; Thysanoptera; Thripidae. Gene Ontology annotation, cellular component: anaphase-promoting complex. The transcript has 12 exons. The record is from RefSeq and is a predicted model, not a curated record. Gene Ontology annotation, molecular function: ubiquitin ligase activator activity; anaphase-promoting complex binding; protein binding. Bases 269 to 1852 code for a protein of 527 amino acids.
UUUCUUAACGUCUUUCUUUUAAAUUUCAAGUCGGAGCCGGAGCCGAGAUUUAUUUUCUAUGUGAUCAUUGGAGAAGGACCAUCGCAACGUAUCAUAUCGUCUCGUCAUCGUAAGACAAGUUAUUUUCAAUCAAGUUCUGGAUGAAGCAAGGAUAUUUUUCUGCUUCGACUUGUCAUUGGAUCCUCGGAUGAGCGCACCUCGUCGGUCGUCAUUUCCACCUCUUUUCUUGCGAGUAAAGUACUUCUCGUGAAGUUUUCGGCGCAGCACCAUGGCUGGCUACAGCUUCAUGAACGACUUGAGCAAUGUCGUUCGUAUGGAUGAACCUAUCCGAGGACCCAUGCCCCGAUGGCAGAAGAAGAAUGUGGAUGCUUCCAACUCUAGCAUCAACAUGAGCUUUAAUGCUUCUCGCAGCAAGAUGAAUACUUCGUUAAACUGCAGUACUAAUCAGUCCAAAACACCAAACAAAGGAGGGUCAAGUAGGUCUAAGACGCCUUCAAAGACUCCUUCAAAGACCCCAACAAAGUCACCUCGUUCCAAUCCGCCAUCAAAGUCUCCUACACCAGGCAAAAGCGGCGGUGACCGAUUUAUUCCCAAUAGAUCUGCAACUGAUUUUGAUCUUGGCUAUCUUAAGCUGAAGCAAGUUCCCCCAGAAGAAGUAGGUAGUCCUACCCAGACUGAAAAGGAACGAGCAAUGUCAGAAACCCUUCAUGGACGUGAUAUUAGCAGUCAGCGUAUUUUGUCCUAUCAAAACAAAGCUCCCCUCCCACCGGAAGGUUAUCAAAAUCAUCUCAAAGUAGUCUACACUCAAACAAAGACUCCAGCUUCUGUCAAGGCUACAAAUCGUUAUAUUCCCUCAGCUCCUGACCGCAUUCUUGAUGCCCCUGAUAUUUGUGAUGACUACUAUUUGAACUUGAUUGACUGGGGCUCUAACAAUAUUCUUGCUGUGGCUCUUGGGACUAGUGUCUAUCUGUGGAAUGCUGCAACAGGUAGCAUUGAACAACUCUUAGAUUUGGAAUCCAAUGACUACGUCAGUUCAUUGUCUUGGAUUCAGUCUGGUGAGGGUGAACAUUUGGCUGUAGGAACAAGUUUGGGACCCAUUCAGCUCUGGGACACAGUUGCCAUGAAACGAGAAAGAGUUAUGGCUGGUCAUGGUGGCCGAGUUGGGUCAUUAGCAUGGAAUUCAUAUAUUCUGAGCAGUGGUUCUCGAACAGGCCAAAUUAUGCAUAGUGAUGUUCGCAUGCGUGAUCACAAAGUUCUUAUUGUAUCGGGACACACUCAGGAGGUCUGUGGUCUCAAGUGGUCACCAGAUGGACGUUACAUGGCCAGUGGUGGUAAUGAUAACCUUGUCAACAUUUGGCCCGCUGAGUACAACACAAUGCGCACCCAAGCUCAGCCAUUGUAUUCUUUAAGUGCCCAUCAAGCAGCUGUAAAGGCAGUCGCAUGGUGCCCAUGGCAGCCUCACAUCCUGGCCACUGGUGGAGGAACUGCUGACAGGUGUAUUCGUUUUUGGAAUGCCAACUCUGGAGUGCUGUUGAACACCAUUGACACCAAAUCUCAGGUUGUUUCUAUUUUGUGGUCAGCACAUUAUAAGGAACUUAUCUCAGGUCAUGGUUAUGCUAACAAUCAGCUUAUUAUUUGGAAGUAUCCCUCAAUGGCCAAGGUAUCUGAAUUGACUGGUCAUUCGUCCCGAGUUCUUCAUAUGUCAAUGUCACCUGAUGGCACUACAGUCAUUUCUGCUGGUGCAGAUGAAACUCUCAGGCUUUGGAAGUGCUUCGAUGUUGACCCAUCAAAGAAAAAAUCGACGAAAGAAGUUAAACCUGUGCCAAGCCUUCUCAAAACUCGUAUAAGAUAAAGAUAAUAUUUUACUCUGCAUUUUUUAUGACUGAUUUGGUUUGAUCUCUUAAAUUUAUUAAUUUGCUAAGCAUGAUGGUAGUAUGAAUUGCAUUCUCUCCAGUAUUUUGAAGUUUUUGGAUGAAGGAUUGUUGAUUUGUGCCAAAUAAGUAAUAUGGCUGUGUUCCUCAUAUAUUUGGUAGUUCUUUUCAAUCCUUUCAUGUUUUUUUUAAAUUUUCAGACUGUGACUUGUUCCAUUUUGAUGCUACUGCUUUUGAUGUGGUUCUGUUAAGUUCAAUUGUAUUUAUUCGUGACUGAUUGCCUUUAUGAUAAUUUUGUGAAACUAUGGAAACUAUUAAGAUUUAUUUUUACAAUUC